AGCACUGGCUGCACUACUUGCUGCGAGGUUUAUGGGGCUAAAGUGGCAGAGAGCAAUCCAGCUAUCAGUCUCAGCUCCAGUGUUCUCAAGUAUAGAUCGGGGAGUAAGUCCCGAACCUCUUUGGGUCUCGACCGACAAGACAUGAGGAGGUAGCCGCCCACAGCCAACUCUACGUGUCACGCACCGAGCAGGGUUCCGCAGGGACACUGGCCCUGCCCCCAGACGCCCGCAUUAGCGGCGAAAGCGUUAUCAGUUGGAGCCCACGAGAACCGAUACAACCUGACGUGAGUGCUUGUUGGAGUCUCAGGUGCACUUUGCAGGUCCCUGAUGAACCAAGAAAACCCUCCUCCGUAUCCGGGCCCUGGUCCAACGGCCCCAUACCCACCUUAUCCACAACCACCAGUGGGUCCAGGACCUAUGGGAGGGCCCUACCCACCUCCUCAGGGGUACCCCUACCAAGGAUACCCACAGUACGGCUGGCAGGGUGGACCUCCGGAGCCUCCUAAAACCACAGUGUAUGUGGUGGAAGACCAAAGAAGAGAUGACGUGGGCCCAUCCACCUGCCUCACAGCCUGCUGGACUGCUCUCUGUUGCUGUUGUCUCUGGGACAUGCUCACCUGACCAGACCAGCCCUCUUGUCCUGCCAGCUCUGCCGCCACCUCCAAUAGGUGUGCCUGCCCCCAUCUCUUCUGAUUGCUGUAACAAAUGACUAGUUCUGCACAGACACCUCUACCUUCAACACUAUGGGAUUCUAGAUUAGCAGGGGGGGGGCUACUGUUUAAUUCAGUGACUUGAUCUUUUUAAUGUUAAAAUCCAUUUCUUAUUGAUCUUUAAACAAAUGUGCUAAAUGACUUUCCUUUUUUUUUUUUUUUUGCCAAAGGCUUAGUUAUGAAAUCUAUAUUUAUAAUUUAAAAAUUAUAUGUUCAAGGUAGUGGCAAAAUGUAACACCACUGAGUGAUUUCUCUGCUAACACCCUGUAUGUUUCAAUAAAUUUGUCUAAACCUUAA
Galeopterus variegatus (Sunda flying lemur) is the source of this 1007-nucleotide messenger RNA. RefSeq names its product cysteine-rich transmembrane module containing 1 (gene CYSTM1). NCBI's taxonomy places the organism in Eukaryota, Metazoa, Chordata, Mammalia, Dermoptera, Cynocephalidae. Bases 328 to 621 code for a protein of 97 amino acids. Gene Ontology annotation, cellular component: extracellular exosome. The record is from RefSeq and is a predicted model, not a curated record. The transcript is spliced from 3 exons.